This is a messenger RNA of Cinara cedri, 3993 nucleotides long. NCBI's taxonomy places the organism in Eukaryota, Metazoa, Arthropoda, Insecta, Hemiptera, Aphididae. The record is from the annotation of a GenBank genome assembly.
AUGGACGGCAAAAACAACGACGGCGGUGCCGAAACGCAGGUAAACACUAAUCAAAUUAUUCCGAUGACAAAUGACGAGAAAAAAUGUGCCGUGGUUCCUUAAUCCUCGCGAUCACUCGGGUGAAACCGUUGUUUUGUUUUUUUUUUUUUCCCCCCUCGUGAAAAGUUUCGUAUAUUACCGUGCGCACCGACAGUACCUCGCGCGAACCUCGUCCACCGGCGGCCAACAACGACAGCGAAAAACGGUAAAUAAAUAAAUAAUGGAUAAAUAUACGCUCGAUAGCAGCCAGGUAACCCGGUUCGUGAAUCCGAUUUGUGCACGCGGUACCGCACGCAGCGGCGGUGCUCCGAUGACACUACGCCCCCAAACUUUAACACGUACAAAAUACGUUUUGUCGAAAACGAUUUCGGCGCCGGAGCCGCGGUAAAACGGCGUCACGCGGAUCACGCACGACCUGACUGGCUGGCAUUACAAAGAAUUUAUCGCCAACACAACCGUUUCGAGUUAUCGAAAUCGCGUUCAAAAAACCCACGGCGACAGCGACACGAAAGCGUUCGCCAGCGCGGCCGAAGACAUGAGCUAAUUUUACCGGUUUCCGGAUGAGACAAAAAUAUCCUCCCCUCCCCCUCGCCACAUUGCCCGUCCGAUCGGACCACUGUAUCUUGUUGCACCGCAAGUGCAGUACGCGUGGUUCGCCGGUGGGUUUUUUGAAAUGUCCGGGCCGGGUAACAUUGGUAACGUUGUAGAUCAAUGGCCCAGACGUAUUUUAUACACGCGCGAUCAAUAACAGCUGGAGUCUGGUUGGGAUAAUCAUUUCGAAUAAGAACAAUUCGCAAUAAAAAUCAAGAUCAACAAUAAAACGUGUUCAGAAAUAAUACAUUUAAACAUUUACACCGGACAGUUUUCGAUGGUAAAAAUAAUAUUUUUCCAUUUAAGAAAACGGAUAUUUUUUUUUUUUUAUUUCUUUAACCGGACCGGCAUAAUAUAAACCUACGUAAUACCUAUUGUGUUUGCGGCAAUAUUCAGAGGACUUUAUAACCACAUCUAAUGUCUCAGUCCGGCUACCGCGUAACGGACAAAAGCAACGCUUACGCGAAACUGGAUUGAUUUUGAUUUUAGAGUAAAAGUACCCAUUAUGAAAUUUACGGAGAACGAUAUUUCGGAGGGAACGCCAUCGGCAUUUUUUUUUUUUUUUCUAAUUAUGAACCAUUAAAAAUGUCGCAGUUAUUUAAAAAAGCAAAAAACCGUAAGGUUCUUUUGUAUUUUUUUUUUCUACAUCGAGCUGUGUAUUUCGAAUAAUACGCAAACUCCGACACAUCGUUCUCUGUACAUUUCAUAGUGGAAGCGCUUUUACUUUAAAAUCGAACCCGAGCUAGUCUCACUUAAUUUGCAUAAGCAAUGUUUGUAUGCGUGUUACCCGGUAGUGGGACUGAGACAGUAGACGCGGGUAUACCGCGUCCUCUCCGUAAGUAAACUGUUAUGUUAUUACGGUUAUAUCAAAACAAAGGAAUAUAAUAAUAAGUUAUAAAUGUUACGAUUACACGGCUGUUAACGUUUUCCUGCGGUUAACGGAUCAAACAUCUAUCGACAAUUAAUCGUCAUUUGUUAACUGACUAUGUAACCUGGUUAAGAAUCAACGCUGUCGUAAUACGCCCGGCGCGCCGUGAUGCAUGUUGGAAUUUUGUUAUACAUUUUAAAUGCGUAUAAAUUCUCAUAUUUUUUAAACGUUUUUUUUUUUUUUUUUUUUUUUUUUUUUUUUUUUUUUAUCAUUUUUCAUUCUGGACAUUUGCAUCAUACUCGACACUUUUUCAGCGCGUACAAUUUCCCAAUCUCUGCGUGUUUAUAGGAACGGAACCCGUACAGCAAAUAAUAAUUAUCAAUUGACAAUGUAACGUACCUGUACGUGUACUAUAUUAUCGUAGUGCGGCGGCAUCAAUUUUCCGAGGUGUGUGUUUUCGCCACAGCCCAGCUACGUUUGAAUUUUUCAAACGGUUUUUGUUUUUCUGUGAUUUUGAGUACAAAAAAGGAAGCAACAAAUUUAGGAUUACACGAUAAGAAAAAAAAAAGAAAAUCUUUGUAUUUUAUACAUUUUGUCCGUACCUGAGCGAAUCUUGCAAAAUUGUCUUAAUUUUGUGGGUUUCAAGGUUAAAAUUAACUAUCCUCCGCACGGCUACGACCCGGUGCUUCACAAGCUUAUUCGCAUGUCUUCAGCCGAUCGUUGAAUUGCCCGACAGAUUUGACAUGGUAUAUUAGAUAUGUUGAAAUAAAAGAGUUGACCAAAAAUGUUUCCCGAUUGACUACACUUUUUAAGUUAAAACUUCCAACACGAAUCCGCUGUUCAUAUUGUAAAUAUGAGAGGAAACAUUACGUACCUAUAUGUCUUGUCAUUUGCAAUGGCUAGUUUUGAUUCGAUAAUCCAAUUGAUUUUAAAUUCGAAUAUGAUGAACGUAAUUGAAUUACACUACUCUACAAACUAUGAUAUCAUAACAAUUACGAAUAUGUGUAUACUGCAUGCCGAGUAUUUACUCUUUAAUCGUAUUUUUCAUAUUGUUAAAAAUUAAAAGUUGAUUUAUUUUAUUACAAUUUUAUUCAGUCGUUUAAUAUUAAACGACAAUUAUUUUGUUCUCGUCUAUUUUAAUUGUUUGAGUGUGAUAACGUAAACCGCUUUUUUUUUUUUUUUUUUGAUAAUUAGUGACAAAUUUGUAUUUUAUUUUUUCCUUCAAAAUGCGUGUUAGUUUUUUGGAGAUCUUGUACCGCACCGGUAAUAUUUUGAUUUUUUGUAUUUCCGUCAGUUAUCUUUAUACCGUAGGUAGGUGUAUUAUUAUUUAUUAUCGAAAACACAAAUUAUUAGUUGUUUGGACUUUGUAUCAGCUCCGUAAUCGUGGUCGCAAUGAGCCAAUGAACGCUACACUCGUUAUACACGCGUGCUAGUGACUACUAGCUUUUCCGUCCCAAUCAAUCACCAACAUGAUUGCCUAUAAUUCGCCCACCUUACUUCCACCUUUAAUUCGGUUACCUGCAAUCACAACAUUAAAUUAAUAGGUAAUCUAUCUAUCCACUCAAGUUUACUACAUCACGAGAACGGAUACUCCUACCACUCCGCUUGAGGGUGAUUUUAAAAGAGUCUAAGAAUCAAGGAUAACCACUCAAAGGAUCUCAGUGGGCAUCCUUAAUAUCCAUUCCUCCUCUUUCGUCUAAAGAAUUUCUCCUGACUUUAGUCGAAAAUCGCAGAAACGUACUUUGGCUUUCUGCAAAUCGAUCAGUCAUUCACUAAACAUCAAAUGUACAGAGCUUACAACAAGAGUGGAUCUACUUGCAUGAGUGAGUUAAGUUCCGAAAAUACUACUCUCCGGGUCGCUCUUGCUUCUAUUAAUAACAGAGUCCUCGCUCUUGAUACUGCUGGGAGAAAAAUGGCCACUCCUCCAGCUGUCAGUCAUAUUUCCCAACUACUUCUGGAGCGUUCUGAACGCCAACAGUGUUUGUGCAAUAUUGUUGUUGUUCACGGCCUACACGAGUCUUCUAAACUAUUACUUGCUACUAGAGUUAUCGAUGAUUUUAAACGCUUAUAAGUAAGUCUAUUCAGCCUUUGUCUUAACCGCCAAUCCUAAACUAUUUAAGCCUGAUCGGACCAAUGAUGUAAAGCCAAGGCCUCUGAAAGCGGCUUUCCCGUCCAAAGAACAAGCUCUCCGCUUAGUUAGGGAUUUUAAUACUAAAAAACGCUCUUUAGAUCUGGAAAUCCUCAUUUUGGAAAGUCUUGAGGCCGGAUCUGAAGUCGAUAAUGUCUAUAUUGAUUUUUCGAAAGCUUCCCACUUCCCUCUUGAAUUUCAUUAUAUUUUACCGCUAGAAGGCAAAUUGUCUUUAUUAAUGGUGUUUCAUUUGGAUCCGAAGCCGUUUUUUAAGAGUUCUAGGAUUUAUCAAGUGGAACACCGCGGACUUUUCCUCUCACAAUUGCCUUUCAGCACUAUACUCAUCCCUCAUCCGACUCAUUAUUGA